Scophthalmus maximus (turbot) is the source of this 1358-nucleotide messenger RNA. It is a transcript of the gene tk1, whose product is annotated as thymidine kinase 1, soluble. The record is from RefSeq and is a predicted model, not a curated record. Gene Ontology annotation, molecular function: ATP binding; thymidine kinase activity. Gene Ontology annotation, biological process: thymidine metabolic process. The transcript is spliced from 7 exons. Bases 136 to 831 code for a protein of 231 amino acids. NCBI's taxonomy places the organism in Eukaryota, Metazoa, Chordata, Actinopteri, Pleuronectiformes, Scophthalmidae.
ACCAGCCACCGGUUGUUGCUUGCGCGCCACAUUCAACUUAUUUUUCCAGAGCCGCAGCUUCUAAGAGAACAAAUCACCUGUAACACUUUUUUUUUGUUAGCGGCACCUUUAUAAAUUCCGCCUCUUUGAAUAAAAAUGGACUGUGUGGAUUUUCCGAGAGUUCUUCCAAACUCGCCGAGGAAAGCCCGGGGACAAAUUCAGGUCAUCUUCGGGCCGAUGUUUUCAGGAAAAAGCACUGAACUGAUGAGAAGAGUGCGACGUUUCCAGAUAGCCCAGUAUCACUGCUUGGUGAUCAAAUACGCCAAAGACACACGCUAUUCGGACAAAGGCAUGGCUACACACGACAAAAACACAAUGGAGGCAGUACCAGCCAAUAGUCUGGGAGAAGUGAGGUCUCUGGCACUGAACGCCUGCGUCAUUGGAAUUGACGAAGGACAGUUUUUUCUAGACACAGUGGAGUUUUGUGAGGAGAUGGCCAAUUUGGGAAAGACGGUCAUUGUAGCUGCCUUGGAUGGAACCUUCCAGAGAAAGCCAUUUGGAAACAUCCUGAAUCUUGUUCCUCUCGCGGAGAGCGUGGUGAAGCUCCACGCCGUCUGCAUGCAGUGUUACAAAGAAGCUGCCUACACCAAGAGGAUAGGAGCAGAGCAGGAGGUGGAAGUGAUCGGCGGAGCAGACAAAUAUCAGGCGGUGUGUAGAAAGUGUUACGGGGGUUUAAUGGCGGACAAAGAGAACAGUGCUCCUCUCAGGAAUGAAACUCCACAACAGGCCCUCGCCGGAAAACUCGUGGACUGCGGAGUUCCCAGGAAGCUCUUCUCCUCUCUCCACCUCUGACCGCUGGCAUAAGACACGUGGCAGAAAUUCGGCGGAGAGUUGAGAAAUUGAACAAUCAUUUGUGUGUGUGCAUGUAUGAGGGCUUUGGAAAGAAAGUGUAUUUUUAUCUGAGAUACUUUUAAAAUUAUUUUGGAUUGGUGAUGGUUGGUAUUUAGGUGCUGAGAGUGUUUACCAUGGAAUCAGGUUUGAUUCUCUCCUGUUACUUUCUCCUGUAGGUGGUGUCAAAUUGUCAUGUUUGCUUGUUGCAGUGUUUUUACUUCAUCGGUAGGGACAUGUACUUGAUACGGUAAAUGACCAACAGAACAUUCAUUAGGCUUCAGACUACCAUGAACAUCUAUAACCUUUGGUGUAUUCUGAGACUCUUAACUGUAGUUUUUCUUUCUUGUCAUGAGGUUUUAAUUUAUUAUUUUUAUUUAAAAAAAGUUUGUUCUGCCAUCAUUCAUAAUGAAUUUGUGGAAAUGUUGACUCGUAUUUCAUUAUGUAUGGCAGAGAUGGAGUGGUAUUGUAGUAAAAUGUAUGAAUUCAAA